Saimiri boliviensis boliviensis (Bolivian squirrel monkey) is the source of this 3278-nucleotide messenger RNA. RefSeq names its product glutamate rich 1 (gene ERICH1). Lineage: Eukaryota; Metazoa; Chordata; Mammalia; Primates; Cebidae. The record is from RefSeq and is a predicted model, not a curated record.
ACCCGGAAGCGCACGUCGCUCGGGUCCGGCCCGGGCGCAGCCGGCGGAGGUCGGCGGCCACCGUCCGGCAUGGCGGCGCGCAGGAAGCACGUGUUUGUUGAGAAGGUGCUGCAAAGACUUUUUCCUAACGUUCCAAGUGGCCAAGAAAAGAAGGAACCCCAGACGCUGGCCAUCCAAACACCGCCCAAGAAAGUGACCUCUGAGAAAGCGAGACGGAAGCCUGUUCAGCCUUUGACAGCAGACGCUGGCUCUGAGACCCUGACGACCAGGCGGCUCUACACGGCCCCAGGGCCUCCCGAGGGCUACGUCCCCCGCUGGACAGAGCCCAGCAGCUGCAGGAGCCCCGAGAAGGUCUCCAGCGGGGAUGACACAGAAGAUGAGGAUCCUCAUGACCAACCAAAGAGAAGACGAAUUAGGAAGCAUAAAUCAAGAAAAAAACUUAAAAAUCCCAAUAAUGUUCUUGUAGAACAAGCAGAAUUAGAGAAACAGCAGCAUCUUUUACAGGAGAAAUCUCAGCGACAGUACACAGAUGGCCCCACAAUAAGCAAAAAUAAAAAAAGGAAACUGAAAAAGAAACAGCAAAUUAAAAGGAAGAAAGCAGCUGGCUUGGUAACGAAGGCUGCUGGUAUCAAUUUCAUGUAUCAGCCGGAGGAGAGCAGCAGUGAAGGGACAGAUGCAGGAAAGGUCAGUGUGGAAGACCUGACGCUGGCCGGGGAGGAAGACAUUCAAUACACCAGGGAGGAGGUGGGUGCAGAUGCUGGGGAGGAGGAAGACAGUGCAGGGGACAGCAAGGAAGCCCCAACACCAGCCAGGGAGGAAGAUGGUGCAGAGGACAGCGAGGAAGCCCUGACACCAGCCGGGGAGGAAGCCGGUGCAGAGGACAGCGAGGAAGCCCCAGCACCAGCCAGGGAGGAAGCCGGUGCAGAGGACAGCGAGGAAGCCCUGACACCAGCCGGGAAGGAAGCCGGUGCAGAGGACAGCGAGGAAGCCCCGACAGCAGCCGGGGAGGAAGCCGGUGCAGAGGACAGCGAGGAAGCCCCGACAGCAGCUGGGGAGGAAGAGGGUCUGGAUGCUGGGGAGGAGCAUGGUCCAGAGACCAGGGAGCAAGCCCCCACACCGGCUGGGGAUGAAGAGGGUGCAGACACCAGCGAGGGAGCCCCAGUACUAGCCAGGGAGGAAGACAUUCAAGACACCGAGGAGGAUGGUGUAGACGCCAGUGAGGAAGAUGAUGAAAUUACCAAUGAAAAGGCAGAGAGCAUUCUAAAUUUUUUGAAGUCAACACAAAAAAUGUAUUUCCAUGAUGGUGUCUGCAGAGACGCAGCUUCGGCCGUCCUUGCGGGUGCCACUGAGGAGCUGCUGGGGCGUCUUGCGUCGCACACCAUGCUGCCCUCAGACGUGUCAGUCCUGCAUCACAUGAAAACGCUGCUGCUUCUGCAAGAUACGGAGAGCCUGAAGCGUGCCCUGGCAGUGUUCCCAGAACAUUGCUCGAUGCCUCCUGACCAUGCCAGAGUAAUCUCAGCUUUCUUCAGUUACUGGAUCACACAUGUCCUUCCUGAGAAGAGCAGUGAGUGAAACGGAAUAUCUCUUUAAGAAGAGCUCAUCUUUAACAAAAAAAAAAGUAACAUUAAAGACAAAUGUGAAAUGGGCUGAGAGUGAGUUCUCUGGGAACUUGAAAGAUGUUUCUGCCACAUUAUUUAUUCACGUGUUUGUUCCUGAUGGGUGAGAUGCCAUCUGAGGCUUCGGAUGAGAAAUUGGGGUAAAAUGGAAAUUUUUCACUUAUUUGCAAUUAUAUAUGUCUUGAAUUACUAUAUAAAACUUGAUUCCGUUUUUCUAAUUAUUAUAAAAGUUGAAAAUGGACAUUCUGUUAAGUUAAACUGUAUAGUUUGAAGCUCAAAGCUUAUACUUUUAUAAGUUUUGAAUCACCUUGUAUCUGAAACUGUCUGUUUUAAGAAUGUUUUCUGGGUAUUAAAAGGUUCUAGUUUAAGUAGUUUGAUGAUAGUUGAAUUUCUUUUUUUCUCUACUCUGUGAAUCAUAUAAAGAACCAAUUUUUCCUGUUUUGACUUUCUUUUUUCUCAUAGAAGCAGUCAUCAAUUCUUAGUAUUACUAAGUUUGAAAAGCCUCAAUUAGUACAUUUUAAGAGGGCAAUGGCUCUAUGAAAAAAAAUUUUAUUAUGGUAAAACAUAUGUAACAUACGGCUCCAUCUUAGUCAUUUUUAGGUGCAUGCUUCAAGGCAUCAUGUGCAUUUGUGCUGUGCAGGGCCCACCAUGCUCAUCCUGUCGUCCUGUUUGUGGUGAGAGCAUGCCCCUGUGCCUUCCAGGACCCACAUAUGGCCUGUCCCACCUAUGAGCACUGUGUCCCAGGUGCUGUGUGGUGCCCAUCUCCCUCCCUGUCCCACUGUGAGUAUCCAUGUCCCAGAUGCUGUGUGGAUGUUCAUCUCCCUUCCUCUCAGGAGUGGAACCACAGGGUCCUGGUGACGGCGACAUUCUGUGGGGAAGCCAGGUGGGCUGCUGGGUUCCCCACGACCUCCAUGCUGGUCACUCCUCACUUUCCUGAUCAGGGCCAUUCUGAUGGGGGAGGUGUCUGCUCAGGGGUGCUGCCUACUUCUAUCUGUCUUUGGAGAGUGCCUGCCCAAAGCUGAUGCUUAGGUGGGCAGUGUGGAAGGAGGCAAAAGAAGCCCUGGCAUCCCUCCCAGCCCCCAUCCUGCCAGUUCCCUCCAGGUCCUUAAGAAUCGUCUCUUCCACAAGCAGGAACCUUCUGGAAGCAGGUGAAGCAGGGAUGUUUCUGGCUCUGGGGACUAUCCCCUUGGAUCCGUUGGCUGUGCAGUGUCCCAGGCCUGACGCAGGCUGCUGGAGCACAGGCACAUGGCAGCAGCUGUCACUCUUCACAGCGUCACCCAAGCACAGGAUGCAGCAUGCUCCAGACGGGGCUCCCAGGAGGUCACACUCGAAGCAGGAGCCGCAGGGGCUCCCAGGAGGUCACACUCGAAGCAGGAGCCGCAGGGGACCUGUGGUCAUCUGUGGGGAGUCCUGCCCAGCCCCCCCGCUUCCCUUAACUUGGGAGGCAUCGGAGUGGCCGGGAGCCCCUCAUCCCACAGGAGGAACCCACGCUGCUGCGGCAGCGCCCACGCCGGACUCCUGCCUCCACCGAGAACCCCCGUGGCCCCAUGGAACCUGGGCUCCCAGAGGCACCAGCCUACAAACUUGCCAUUUAAAUGCUUCUUAAUUAAAAGCAUGUGCUUGGCAAAUAUGAACAAAAAUUAAAUAUUGGCAGACUCUUAA